This is a messenger RNA of Caenorhabditis angaria, 7567 nucleotides long. NCBI's taxonomy places the organism in Eukaryota, Metazoa, Nematoda, Chromadorea, Rhabditida, Rhabditidae. The record is from the annotation of a GenBank genome assembly.
AUGCCACCGAAAAGAAAGCGCACAAAACCAGCAGAUGAUGAAGAAGAAUUGGAUGGGAAGACGUGUUUCGAAAAGAUUCGGGGAUUUCAGACGAUUGCGGAAUUUUUGGAGGAAAUUCCGGAAGAGGAUUAUUCGAGAUACGUGACCAGUGAGGAUUUUGAGGAUUUGAUUCUGACAAGAGAUUUACAUUAGAGUGAUAACGGGUUUUGAAAUAAGGUAGGUGCAGUCUUACAAGGGAAGUGCAUGAGGUCAAGUUCUGAAAUUUUGAUGAAACAUAUCGAAAUAUACCAAAUCGACCAUGCUGAUCACGAAUCCGAAGUCAAAAAUUGCCACAAAUGCCUGUGAGCACUUUUCUGGAGCUCCAAAGUUUGAAUUGAGUUUUGGUUUUUGUCCAUUUUCAACAUGUUCCUGGGUGAAAAAUCAACUUUUAUAACUUGGAUAAGAUUGUUGACCACAUUCGAAAACCUAUAAGGAUUUUAGUUUUUGAAAAAAUAUCAAAAACCAGCUGAAAACUGCGAUUUUCAAAAAUGCACAAAAAACUUUAAAAAACGUGUGUAUUUACGUGUUUUUGUGUGUAUUUUCAGGACUUUUUGAAAAUCGCAGUUCUCAGCUGGUUUUUGAUAUUUUUUCAAAAACUAAAAUCCUUAUAGGUUUUCGAAUGUGGUGAACAAUCUUAUUCUAAAAGUUGAUUUUUCACCCAGGAACAUGGUGAAAAUGGACAAAAACCAAAACUCAAUUCAAACUUUGGAGCUCCAGAAAAAUGCUCACAGGCAUUUGUGGCAAUUUUUGACUUCGGAUUCGUGAUCAGCAUGGUCGAUUUGGUAUAUUUCGAUAUGUUUCAUCAAAAUUUCAGAACUUGACCUCAUGCACUUCCCUUGUUAGGUAACUCGACGCGCUGAUCACGAUGCCGCAAAAAUUAGCUGCUGAGCUCCAGUCUGAGCCGCGGGAAUGAGUUCCAAAGUUUGCUCAGAAAAUUCCAAUUUUCAUCUAAAAUUUUCAUUCGUUUCGACCCAAAUAACCCUAUGGUACUUCUCAUCUGCUCAUAACUCAUUUAUUUUGGAUGAAAAUUGGAAUUUUCUGAGCAAACUUUGGAACUCAUUCGCGCGGCUAAGACUGGAGCUCAGCAGCUAAUUUUUGCGGUAUCGUGAUCAGCACGUCGAGUUACCUAAAACUGCACUUACCUUAUUUCAAAACCCGUUAUUACACUAAUGUAAGUCCCUUGUGAAUUUGGAAAACUAAAAAAAAAUUUUGGGGAAUUUUAUUAUCAUUAAAUCUACACGAUUUCGGAAAAUUCAGGAAUUCAAGUCCAUUCUGUUUUUUUCUUUCAGAAAAAAAAUGCGAGCUAUCAAAUUCUCUCAAACUCCUCAUUUUCGAAAAUUUUACCGAAAAUCAGCAAAUUUUCGGAAAAGUUUAUGGAUUUUUCACAGUCAUAUAUUUUCUUUUCUCUUUUGAAUCGCCCAAAAAACAAUAGCAAUUUCCAAAAUUUGAAAUUAAAAAUCCCCCUUGAACGUGUACGUUUCAAGUUUUUUUGAUAAGUUUUUUUCGGAUUGUCCAAAUUUGUGAUCCUCUCAUUGAUAUUCAUGAAAUUUAAAGAAAUUGAAAAAUUGCGAUUUUAGAAGGUUAUAACUAGUUUUCAAAAAUGGAACGGGGAACUCAAGAUUUUUUUUCAAUUCCCCGAAAAUUUUUCUAAAAUCCCAAAAUUCAGCAUUUAUCUUGAAAAUUUCCGUAAAAGUUCCUUUUGAUGGAUUUUUAGCACCUAAACUGCAUUUUUCAUUUUUUUUAAUUUCAGAAGCCAUCAAAUCUCAAAGAUCGAAUAAAAUCAAAUGUAUCGAAUGCGAUAAAACAUUUGCAUCAUCUUCUGGAUUCCUUCAACAUAUUCGAAAAUGUCAAGAAUUGAAAGUAGAGGAAAAUCAAGAGGAAGAAGAAGAAGAAAAAGAUGAAUGGGAUGGUUCAACUUAUGUACAAUUCAAACUUGUUCCAACAAUUUGGCUAAAAGUUGAUGAGCAACGAAAAAAAGAUGUUAUAAAUAUGAUUUCCAAAGGGAAUUAUCGAUGUUUUGGAGAUAAUUGUUCACAAGUUUUUCGAAAUGCUGAUUUAUUAAUCAAACAUUUGAAUUCAUGUGUUCAACCAAGUUAUGCAAGUUUUAUGGAUAAUUUGGAGGGAAUUCGAAAUUUGGAUGCAAAAAUGAGGUCGAAAAUUGUGAGAGAAGCACUGCAAACAAGUGCAGAUGGACGAAUCAAAUGUGUUGGAUGUGAUAAAACAUUUAAAAAUAUUGGUGGACUUACUUAUCAUUUGGAUCGAUGUAAUUUGGAUGAAAUGUGGAUUUGUGAAAAAUGUCAUUAUAAAGGAAAAUUGUUCCAGAAAAAUGAUCAUGCUGAGAAAUGUCAACUAAAUGUUAUACUGUAGGUUUACAAGAGAACUUUCACUCUAGGAUUUUUAAAAUAGAAUAUAUUUCCGACUUUUUGGGAAAAUUUCGGGAAAAAUACGAGUUGCAACCUUUUCCGACGGAUAUUUUCGGAAAAUAAUUUUUUCCCAAACUUUUCCGGGGCCAAUAAUUUUCCGAAAAUGUGAAAAAAUAACAUUUUUUGCUAAUUUCAUCACAAAAUUAUUUUGGUAUUUCUGAAAAACAUGGAAAGUUGUUAGUAAAAUUUAACAAAAAUGGCUAAAUAUCACGAAAACUGCAAAGUUUGUUGAAACUACUCCAAAAAUUUUCAAAAACCCCCGAAAUUUUCCGAUUUCCCGAAAAAUCAAGUCGAAAAUACCAAUCGGAAAACUUUUUUCCGAAAAUAAAACUUGGAAAAAUAACUUCGGAAAAUUUGUUCCGACCUGAUGGAUUCAGAAAAACGUGGUUUUCCGAAAUGUUCCCCCCGCUGAUCAUGAAUCUGAUGUCUGAAAUUGCAGAACUCGAAUUCUGGUGUGAGAAUUCUGGUGUGACGUGGCAAAUUUCGAAAAUCGGGAUUUUAGAAGCUGCAUAGCAUUGCUCAGAAGAGUCGAAUCAUUCUGAAAACUUGUUAAAUAUAACUAACCCUUCUAAAAUCGCAAUUCUUUCUUUUUUCACCACGAUUUAUUUUUUAUUAUAAUUUUUGAUGGGAAAAAUGGUCUCAAGUUUUCUCAUCUACAUUUGAACAAGAAAUCGAUUUUUAAGAGAAAUUCGAAUUUCUUUCCAAGAUACGAAUAAUCAUAUUCGUUGGAAUCAAAAUUCGGAAAAUCCAAAAAAAUUUAUCAAAAAUGUGAAACGUACAAUUUCUGGGAGCGAAAUUUUGAAUUUCUGACUUCUCUGGAUUUUUCAAAUUUUGGAAGCAGUUAAAUUCAAAGCAUAACGCUAUCUUAUCAGAUUUGCGAGAAAUUAAUGUUUUGAGCUAGUUUUCAGCUCCUAAAAUCAUUAUCAAACUGCCACGUCAUAAUUCUUGAGUUCUGCAAUAUUGACAGCGGAAUAGUGAUAAGCGGGAACAAGUUACGAGGAAACAAUUUCUAUACGAAAUCUUUUUCCUAAAUUUAUUGAUUUUUUUCAGUCCGGAAGAGACGAAAGCUGGAAGAAGAUCCAGAAAUAUGAUAAUGAAAAUUGAUCCGGAUUUUGUGAUGACAAGUGGAGCAUCGGAAGAAUCUGAGAUGGAAGAAGAAGUUGGAGAUGCACAUGGUUCGGAAGACGAGGAUGAAAAUGAGGGGACGAAUAGGAAACAAGCAGUUAGAGGAGGAAAUAAGAGAAGAGUUAUUAGAGAUGGAGAUAAAGAGGAUCAGGGAUGUGUGAAGUAUCGAUUCAGGAAGUCGGAAAUUUUUAAAGGUGAGGGAUAAGCUUUGAUGUGACACACAUGAGUUUGUGGUUUCCGAAAAUUGAGAAUAGCUUUGAAAGUUCGCGCCCUGAUACAUUUUCACUCUGACAAAGAGCCGCGCCUUGAAAACACCUAAAUCAAGCAGCCAAGCCUUGAAAGCCUUGUUCUCAAGUAGCCGCGCCUUAAGAACCUAAUUGCCUAGGAUCCAGAUCUACAUUUUCACUCUGACAAGGAGUCUAGCGACCACAUAUGGAUCAGCAAUAUAACAAGGAGCCGCGCCUUUAGAAUAUCUGAGCUCUAAAAAAUACAAUUUGGAUUUUUUUCUCGAAAUUUUACAACCCCUUAAUUCUCACAAAUUUCCUUUAAAAAUUUUAUUUUUUCAGCAAAUAAUUCGGGUGCAUAUGCUAGAAUUCAAAUGAACUACGAAAGUAGUUGUAGAAAAAAAUUCGAGGAAUAUCAAAAUCGUAUAAUCGAACCAUGCCCAAGAAUUCAACAAAUCGAGAUUCCAAAUUGGACAACAAUCGAAAAAGAUGAGACAUAUCCACUUCAUCAAAAUUUGGAUCGAAAAUCGGUGACAAUAAAAAAGUGGAUAUACAAUUGGAACACAAACUGAAAUCCCCGAAAAUGGAAUUCGAAUUGAUUGUUUGAAAAGUGUUGAAUUUGAAGUGCCAAAAAGGAAUGAGAAGAUUAUUGUUGGUUAUUGUGGAGUUCCGAUUAAUUCGAUCAAAAUCGCACCAAAUCAAUUGGAAUCUGAAGAAGAUUUGAUAUGUGUUUGCACUUUUCCAAAUGAAAUGGAUUUUGAAGGAGACUCGAGUCUUGUUCAAUUUUGGAAAUAUUCCCAAAAUUCUCAAUUAUCCCCAUAUUUUCUUCUAAGUUUGCCUAAAAGAGGUGUUGUUCUUUCAAUGGAAUGGCUUCUUUCACGAAAUGACUCGAAUUAUGCUGCAUUUUCAAUGUCCAAUGGUGAAAUUCUGAUCUAUAAUAUCAAUGUAGAUGCGGUCAUAGAUGAUUCUGAUCCAGUUCCAAUCCUCGAAUCUGAAGCUGGAUUAAUCCUUCAACAACCAGAUUCGCAAAAGGUUCGAGAUGUGAUGCCCCCAAUUACUAGAAUCUCUUGGCUAUGGCAAAAUGGUGGAGAAAUUUUGGCGGCGAUCAAUGCGGCUGGAAAUUUGAUUAUUUGGAAUCUUGAGGAGGAUUUGAAAAAUCCGAAAGUUUUUCGAGAUCCAACUUGGGCUUCGCCAGCGACUGACGUGGCAUUUUUGAAUGAGAAUCUUCGUGGGUUUUUUUUUAUUGGAAAAAAAUUGAAUAAAUGUGAAGAACGUGGGAUUUUUCCUCAAAAAUAUCUUUAAAAUUCAAAAUAAAAUCUAAUUUUACGUCAAAAAUUUCGAAAAUUUCACACUAAUAUGAUCAAUGCUUCAAAUUUUUUUUUAUUUAAAUUCGAUUUUUAGCUCACAAAUUAUGACUAAAAUGAGCAAUGCUUGAAAAUUACCAGAAAACUUAGAAUUUGUGGAUUUGCAUGAUUUUUGAAGAUAACAUGAGUAAUGCUCCAAAAUUUUUUAUUAAAAAUCGAUUUUUAGGCCAAAAAUUUCACACUAACAUGAGCAAUUCUAUCAUUAAAUCUCAUUUUCGAGAGUCUAAUAUGAGCAAUGCUUAAAAUUUACCAAAAAAUGAGAAUUUGAACUUGGAAUUUGUGGAUUUUCAUGAUUUUUGAAGCUAACAUGAGCAAUGCUUCGAAAUUUUUAUUAAAAAUAGUUUUAGGUCACAAAUUAUGACUAAAAUGAGCAAUGCAAUGCAAUUUCGAAUGUCUAAUAUGAGCAAUGCUCAAAAUUUACCAAAAAAUGUGUUUUUUCCUAUUUUAAUUGUUUAACCUGAGCAAUAUUCCUAAAGUUUUCAGAAAGUCAAAAAAAAAAUUUAGCUUUUCCGGGGAUUUGAAUCACCCCAAAAAAUAAAUUAUUUCGGCCCGAACCACAAAAAAAACAUAAUUUCUAAGUAAAGAAAUGGUUUUUGGUAAAUUUUGAUCAUUGCUCAUAUUAGACUCGAAAUUGCAUUUGAAGUAUUACUCAUGUUAGCUUCAAAAAUCAUGAAAAUCCAAAAAUUCCAAGUUCAACUUCUCGUUUUCUGGUAAUUCUUGAGCAUUGCUCAUAUGAGGCUCUCGAAAUUGCAUUUUAAUGAUAGCAUUGCUCAGUUUAGUCACUAUUUUUUUUCAACGUUUUUCGACACCAAAAUCUUUCAAAAAAUUAGUUUUUCAAAAUUUCCUAACCCCAUUUUUUCAGUUGUUGUUGGAUUCCGCGAGCGAUUGAUUCGAGUUUUCAAACUCGAUAACAUGAGCCAAGCAUAUUUACACGAUAAUUCUGCAAAAAUGGCCGGGCAAAAAGUUUUGGCGGAUGCUCGAGUUUUCGAUAGCUUCUUCUCGUACCAAGCUGAAUAUAACAGCACUGAAAAAAGUUAUGGAACUGGCAUCGGAUAUUUCUCGAUUGAUCAUGGAGCGAAUCCUUCGUUUACAGUUGUUCCGCUAUUUAAUUUGUAAGAUUUUUAUGAAAAUUUUAAAGAAAUUUUUUAAUUUAAAAAAUAUUUAGACAUCAAUUAAUGACAAGUCAAGUUGCCAUUCAACCAACACGUGGAAUCGUUGUUUCUUGUGGAAUUGAUGGAAGAUUGUGUGCAUCAGCGAAUGGUAAAAUCACAAAUGCGAAUCAAAGUUUGACACCGUAUUCUGCAUCGAGAGAUUUGUUAUUGUUAACAAGAAGAAAAGUUGAGAAAGAAAAAGAAGAAACGGAUGAGAAAAAAGUUGAACCGACUUGUUUUGAACAUGAAAAUGUUUGUGAAAAUAUGUGGAUUGAAAUGGAAUUUGAUCAAGUUGGUUUUUACUCUAAAUAUAUUUUUUCUAGUCGAUUUGCUGAUCACGAUUCUGUUGUCUGAAAUUGCAAAACUCAAUUCCUAACAUGAGUUAUGAUAUUUUGAGCUCCUGGAGCCAAAUUUCAUGAAUUUUGAAAAGUUGUACCGUAUUUUAGGUCAAAAAUUGAGAUUUUUCGUCAAUUUCAGCUCUAGAGCCCAAAUUUCAUCGAUUUUCUCCCAGAAAAUCGCAUUUUUCAUGAAUUUUGGGAAAUAUGUAGUUAAGAGGUGCAAAAACUGAGAAUAUGGAUUUUUACAUUGAGAAAAGGCGCCACGAUUGUGGACGUAGCAAAGUUUGUAAAUUUCGAAAAAUGGGGAUUUGAGAGGCUGAAAAUUAGCUUCAUUUUUUGAAAUCCCGAUUUUUCAAAAAUUUCGAACUUUGCCACGUGGCUCCUAAAAAUCAUUUUAUGAAAUUUACCUCGAAAUCCCAAAAUUCAUUUGAAAAAAUGCAAUUUUCUGGGUGAAAAUUGAUGAAAUUCGGGCUCUAGAGCUGAAGUUGACAAAAAAUCUCAAUUUUUGACCUAAAAUACGUUAAAACUAUUCAAAAUUCAUGAAUUUUGGCUUCAGGAAGCUCAAAAGAUCAUAACUCAUGUUAGGAAUUGAGUUUUGCAACUUCAGACAACGGUAUCGUGAUCAAAAUCUAGAAUGAACAGUUUCCUCGUGAAAAAUUACAGUUUUUCCAAAAAAUAACUAUUUUUCAGAAAGAACUUCAUAAAGCGCCACAAUUAUCGUGUCGAGAUCAAAGAAUUGAAAGUUUGAAUGUUGUCGAGACAAACAAUGAUUUUGAAAGGUAACAUUUCCCCUACUUACAUUCUAGAAUAUUCUCAAAAAAUACUAUUUUCAGACCAACAGUUUUCUGUGGCGGUGAAGCUGGUUUGUUAUUUGUUGUACCGUGCUCCCUCAAAAUCAAAUGA